UGAACUCAUGUUAACACAAGCAAUAUUAGCGUGGAUGUAGUUGUAUAUAUGAAGGUACAGGACUAUAGCUCAUUCUGUCGUAUAACAUGCGCUGUCAUAUAGAAUGUGAGCACGCUAGCUUGAAGUACCAUUUGAUGUUGUAAACAACUACAAGCACUUAGGCUACUGGAUAUGUGUGAACGCUUAUGGAUGUAUAAUUCCAAGUGUGUUUGACAUCGGCUUAUUGCGCAGACAUGCGGUGGAUCUUAUUGUUCUCCUGUACUUUUUUUUUCACCGGAAUCACUGCAGUAACGAUUAAUGUCACCAGCCCAGUUUCGGCUCGCUUGCAAGAGCCGGAAGUGACGUUGCCUUGCGAUUAUGAGCUUGAGAACCCGGAUGGUAAGUUCCUUAUUCGAUGGAAAAUAGAUGACGAUAACGUCCUGAUGAAAGACUCUGAUGGUGAAGUUCAUCAGGCAGACAGUUACAAAGGACGUGUUUUCUUGGGAAAUGCCUGCUCGUUAGUUCUGCUGAAGCCAAAGUUUGACGACAGCGGUUCCUUCGUUGUACGAAUUCUCGCUGCAGACGACACUGUCAAAGAUGUGACAGCUCGUGUGAGUCUGGUUGUUACGACAAAACCGUUAACUGACGGAACAAGUCACACACAACCGCACCAAGAAAGAACAACCACUGACAAGUCAUCCUCAGUUGACGAAGUGGGAUAUUUAUGGCCUGCCAUUAUCUUGUUAAUCUUGUCUACAAUCUGCCUGGCAAUUCAGUUUUCAAUCUCCAUAAAAGACGCCAUUUCCAUCCGCAGAGAUGAGACAAUCCAGCAAAGGAACAGACGCGUAUGUCGUUACAUCCUGUCACGUGCCGUGUUCGUCUUGUUUAUAGCAGUAUUCGUGGCGUCGGCGUUCGGAGUUGUGGAGAGAAAUACAGCCAUCCUAGCAGGUAGCGCCAGUACGUUCAUCAUCGCUGUUUCAAUUCAGUGUUUUUACAUGGCGAAGUAUAUGAAGCUCGAAUGAGGGAAUGUGCAAAAGAAUAUAAGGUCACGAAACAGCUGCUGAAGAAGUGUUUGUCUUCAGCAAUUCACUGUAUUUCCUUUUAGCUGUAGCGAGCAGCAUUAUGUCAUGCGGAACGGCGUUGUUGUUGUUCUUUUUUUUCUAAGUGUCCAUGAGUAUUGUUGAAGGGUGUUCGCGCAUGCUUGUGAGCGCAUCUUGGUAAUAUUUCUUGUUCCCCUUGUUUUCUUGUCACUGCAUGGUAGUGACGACAUGAAACGUUAUUGCAUAUUCAGGAUACCUAUUUAUUUUAACGUCCCUGUCAUAGUAUUAUACGUAGAUUGUACUAUUGCAAUGUUGUCCUUGUGCAGCAGAUCUGUUGGAAUGUCGAGAUAAAGUGCUGUCCCACUACAGGACCAAGCCGGACACCAGUUAUGACACCCCAAUAGUCCCUCUACAGGGCCAAGCCGAACACCAGUUAUGACACCACAACAGUCCCACUACAGGACCAAGCCGGGCACCAGUUAUGACAUCUCAAUAGUCCCACUACAGGACCAAGCCGAACACCAGUUAUCACACCCCAAUAGUCCCACUACAGGACCAAGCCGGGCACUAGUUAUGACACCUCAAUAGUCCCAUUACAGGACCAAGCCGGACACUAGUUAUGACACCCCAAUUGUCCCACUACAGGACCAAGCCGGGCACUAGUUAUGACACCCCAAUAGUCCCUCUACAGGACCAUGUCGGACACCAGUUAUGACACCCAAUAGUCACAUCACAGGACCAAACCGGACACCAGUUAUGACACCCAAAUAGUGCCUCUAGAGGACCAACCCGGACACCGGUUAUGACACCCCAAUAGUCCCACUACAGGACCAAGCCGGACACCUUUGACGUGAUUCAUCCAUUGCUACGAGGCCAGUACGACCUUCAACCUGGCCAGUAUGACUUUCAGUUCGGUCUGUGCAACCUAAAAGAAAAGACAACACCGGACAAAAUGUAUAUGACCAUUUUAAAGUAUCCCACAUAAUAUUUAAAGAGCAAAGCAUCUCACUUUUUUGUGGUGUGGCAUAACCUAGACGUUCAAGUUCAAAGUAAACAAAAUCGGGUACAUCGACAAAAUCGAGAGCGCCGACAUGUUUUCAAUUUUAACUAGUUUAGAGCGAGUUAUUUUCUUUUUCUGGACAAUUUGUAUUGGCAACCCGAACUGACUAAUGGCUUCCUCUCCGCCCAUAUAUUCUUGAGUAUGGCGUAAAACACCAA
Molecule: messenger RNA, 2237 nt
Organism: Liolophura sinensis
Lineage: Eukaryota; Metazoa; Mollusca; Polyplacophora; Chitonida; Chitonidae
Exons: 7
Coding region: 234-1001 (255 amino acids)
Source: RefSeq, a predicted model, not a curated record